This is a messenger RNA of Zophobas morio, 1811 nucleotides long. Its product is annotated as fatty acyl-CoA reductase 1-like. The coding region runs from base 100 to 1647 and encodes 515 amino acids. The transcript is spliced from 5 exons. The record is from RefSeq and is a predicted model, not a curated record. Lineage: Eukaryota; Metazoa; Arthropoda; Insecta; Coleoptera; Tenebrionidae. Gene Ontology annotation, molecular function: alcohol-forming very long-chain fatty acyl-CoA reductase (NADP+) activity. Gene Ontology annotation, cellular component: peroxisome. Gene Ontology annotation, biological process: long-chain fatty-acyl-CoA metabolic process.
CAAGUGAAUUUCAACGGUGAAAACAUAUUCUACCUUUAAUAUACUUAUUUGUGACCGCAUAGAACAAGCACUAUUAAAUUUUCUGAAAACUUCGGGACGAUGGUUGACAUACCUACAAUUCCUGAAUUCUACCGCAACAAAACCAUCUUCAUAACCGGUGGAAGUGGUUUCAUCGGAAAAGUCCUCGUCGAGAAGCUCCUUCGAUCGUGUCCAGACCUGAAAACCAUCUAUUUACUCUUGAGAGAGAAAAAGGGCCUAUCUCCUGAAGAAAGAAUCAAAACCAUCACCGAUUUACCACUCUUCGACGUUCUCAAAUCGAAAAAUCCCGACUCCCUAAACAAAAUUAAGAUCGUUGUUGGCGAUGUACGGGAGCUGGAUUUGGGGUUAAAUCUUCAGGAACGUCAAAUCUUGAUCGAUGAAGUGAAUGUCGUUUUUCAUGGAGCCGCGUCAGUGCGUUUCGACGAUAGCUUAACUGAUGCUGUCAUCUUGAACACGAGGGGGACUAGGGAGGUUGCUAAAUUGGUACUAGAGAUGAAGAAUUUGGAUGUUUUUGUUCACAUUUCGACGACUUAUUGCAACAGCGAUCGAAAGGUGGUCGAAGAAAGAUUGUAUCCUGCUGUUGCCGAAUGGGAGAAGACUAUAGAAAUAGCGGAAAACAUAGAUAGACAUACUUUGAACGUAUUGACCGAAAAGUAUAUACAUCCGCAACCAAAUACUUAUACUUUUGCGAAGUCUUUGGGCGAGCACGUAGUCUACGAUAUGUGUAAUGGAAGAAUACCUCUUGUUGUUUAUCGACCUUCUGUUAUUAUCAGUACAAACAUCGAACCCAUCCCAGGUUGGAUCGACAAUUUUAACGGUCCCAUAGGUCUCACGGUAGGUUCCGGAAAAGGCUUAGUGCGCAUCAUUUACUCUGACCCUAACAACAUUACGGACUAUAUGCCAGUUGACGUUACGGCGAAGGCUCUCAUCAUAUCUUCGUGGAAACAAGCUACAUACAAAGACGCAAGCCACAGACUCAACCCAUCAUUCUACAACGGUAGUAAUAACGACGUGAACAACACAACUAUACAAACCGUCGUCGAUUUGGGCACCGAAAUAUGGAAAGAAUGCCCCUACGAUAAUGUUUUAUGGUACCCCAACCCAAAAAUCACCAAGUGCUACUACAAUUAUGUUUUUCAAAUGUUGAUGUAUCAACUUAUACCGGCUUUACUCAUCGACGGCAUGCUUAAAUUAAUGGGCGAACGACCGAUGCUUACUAAACUUCAGAGAAAAAUUCACACUGCUAAUGUAGCCCUGGCUUACUUCACACACAACAACUGGAAGUUUGUUAACAGCAAUUUUUUUAAUUUGGUGGAAGAGUUGUUACCUGCGGAUUUUGACAGUUUUUCCUACAAAUACGAGAACACUGUGAUUUAUACAUAUAUAUUUGACUGUAUUUCAGGUACUAAAAAGUACCUUUUAAAGGAAAAUGAUAUUAACAAAGCGAAGAAACAUUUUUUGAGAAUGUGGGUAUUGGCUAAAAUUUUCAAUUUCUUGUGGUAUUUGGGGCUGUUUUGGCUUAUAUUUAUUAAAAUUGAGGUUGUUUCCUUAGUAUUUGAUAACUAUAAUGACAUGAUUUGGCAAACUGGUGUCAACUGGAUAAACUAAAAAUGCCAGCUAUGUUUGUUCUUCAUCCAGGUUUUUGGUUAUUAAGUUUUUAAAAAUCAGCGUGUCGUGUCCAUUAAUUUCUUAAAUUUUAGUUGUUAUUAACAAAUAUUUGACUUUGUAUUUAAUUUAUUGUAAUGUUACAAAUUAUAUUUUUAAAUUAUAGU